UCUGCGCGCGAGGGGGAGGACGUCAUCUAUAUUCACAUCUAUGCAAAGUUUCCCAGCAUUUCAUCUCGACACUUUCUGCCCAUGUAAACGGCUGGAGUCCCGUCCAGAGAAUCAGACAGCUGCUGGUGCUGAUGCUGGAGCAGGGAGUCUCAGCAUCCUCUUCCUCCGUCAUUAGUCGAGUUCGGGCUCUCCACCGCACCGUCGGCACCAACGCGGGAGAAAACACCGAUUUACUGGUCAACCAACUGGCUGGCUGCAAAUAAAUGGAAGGACCUAAAGAAUGAGUCAUCUUUCAUCUGCUGUUUAACAGUUUUCUGAACGCCUAGCUGCUACUCAAACAACUUUGGGACUUAUGGAGGCCUCUCCAAACUCGGACAACAUCAGCAACACCUCAGCUGGUUUGGGCCAGAGAACAUGGGCAGAGUCCAACGUCUGCCCUCCCUCCGUGAGUGGCAUGACCCUUCUGAUCGUGGCCUACAGCACUGUUAUUGCGGUGGGAUUGGUGGGCAACACUUGUCUGGUCUUCAUCAUAUCCAGACAGAAGGAGAUGAGGAAUGUCACAAACAUCCUCAUAGCCAACCUCUCCUGCUCCGACAUCCUCAUGUGCGUGGUGUGCCUCCCAGUGACGGUCAUCUACACACUCAUGGACCGCUGGAUCCUGGGCGAGACGCUGUGCAAGGUCACGCCGUUCGUGCAGUGCAUGUCCGUCACGGUCUCAAUUUUCUCGCUGGUUCUCAUCGCAUUGGAGCGGCAUCAACUCAUCAUCCACCCCACCGGCUGGACACCAGCCGCAGGCCAUUCCUACCUAGCCGUGGCGGUCACCUGGAUGGUGGCCUGCUUCAUUUCCCUACCCUUCCUGUCCUUUAACAUCCUCACUAAUGCCCCGUUCCAGAACCUCAGCCUUCCGUUCAACCCGUUCAGCGACCACGUGAUUUGCAUGGAGCUCUGGCCUUCCGAACGCAACCGUUUGGCAUAUACCACCUCGCUUCUGCUUUUCCAAUACUGCCUACCCCUGCUUCUUAUUCUACUGUGCUACUUGCGCAUAUUCCUGCGUUUACGUCGACGGAGAGACAUGGUGGAGCAAGCCACCGAGGCCCGGCAGAGGAAGGCACGGGGCGCUCAGCGCAUCAACGCCAUGUUGGUCAUAAUCGUGGUGGCUUUUGCUCUCUGCUGGCUGCCGCUCAACGUCUUCAACACCAUCUUUGACUGGUACCACCAGGUGCUUCCUUCUUGCCAGCACGACGUCAUCUUCUCAGCCUGCCACCUCACGGCAAUGGCGUCCACCUGCGUGAACCCGGUGGUGUAUGGCUUCCUCAACACCAACUUCCAGAAGGAGCUAAAGGUGACUCUUCAACGCUGCCAUUGUGGCUGGGGUGUUCCAGAGACCUACGAGAGCUUCCCGCUUUCGACGGUGGCCACUGAUGUCACCAAGGUGUCGUCGAUGCAGCAGGGCUCUCUGAUGAGAACGGAACAGUGUGCUCACUGCUAAAGAGACGGCAGGAACGGAGGGAAGAAUGAGGGGAGGGGUUGAGGAUGAACUGGCACUGUUUCCAUGGAGACGUGGAAUGUCUAUGUGGGUUUCUGCUUCAGUUCGUACCCGAGAGAUCUAAAAACAACCUCAACCCACUGUUGCCAUGUUUUCAGUGGCCCAGGUCUGGAAUGUGGUGUGAUGUUUUGUUAAUGACAGCUAGGGUCGUCAUGGCAUUAUUCCUGUCUCCGUGUACGACUUGUAUGGGAUAAAUAUUCCAUCAAGAAUGUGAUUAUUCCUCUUAUGACACUUUCAGGCUGUUAUGUUAGGAAAGGAAGGACUGAUUUAUGAUUCUUGAUUGUUUUAGCGUUCAUUGAACACCAGACAUUUCACGUCUAACAGCAAGUUGUUGUUAUAAUGAAAGUAUUUUUCAUGUACAGUUCUUUUAGUUAUUUAUUAAAAUCACUGUAGCAGGGAAUCGGUGCCCUCACUAAAGUAUUUCUUCUGUUCAUUUCUGGUUUUGUUAUUGUUGUCGGUGUUGUUGUUAAAUGAAUCGAAGCUAUUAGCAUUUAUUGUGUUGCUUUGGUGAGACAGCUUGUGCUGCAUUUUAACUUUGAAUCGUACCUCUGUAAUAUUGGGAAACAUAUUGAAUAUUUGAGCAUUGGUGUUAGCUUAACACAUCCAUCUUCUGGUACAACUGAUACAUGACUGUGCCGGUGCCAGUUUGGUAAGAAAUAUAUUCUUGAUGAAUGAAAUCAAAGCAAAGUUCAGUUUCUGACAAAGGUGUUUGGUGUUGACGUUGUUGUUGCCUUAUAAAUGGUAGUUCUGAAAGUGCAAAUAAAUUUGGAAAGAUGACAUCCA
Carassius gibelio (silver crucian carp) is the source of this 2329-nucleotide messenger RNA. Its product is annotated as neuropeptide Y receptor type 6-like. Gene Ontology annotation, biological process: G protein-coupled receptor signaling pathway. The transcript is spliced from 2 exons. The coding region runs from base 353 to 1489 and encodes 378 amino acids. Gene Ontology annotation, molecular function: neuropeptide Y receptor activity; neuropeptide binding. The record is from RefSeq and is a predicted model, not a curated record. Lineage: Eukaryota; Metazoa; Chordata; Actinopteri; Cypriniformes; Cyprinidae. Gene Ontology annotation, cellular component: plasma membrane; neuron projection.